ACAAAAUAGUCUUAUUGUAAGACAUCAAAAAUAAGUGAAGCUACUUUUUUAUAAUUUUGACUAUAAAUGUUGCUUUGUGAAUUCCACGUAAUUGGCCAUGAGUGAAUGUGGAAUUUUGAACGGGAGGAGGAGAUUAAGGCCACACUUGUACGUACAAAAUGUGCGAUCCAUGUCGAUGUUUAAGGAGGUGCAUCAGCUGCCAUGGCGGAUGCUGUCCCAUACCUAGUUGCUGUGCGCGACCUUGUCCUAUUAAUACGCGGAAUUGUCGCGUGGUGUUUCCCGGGGAGUAUCAAAAGUUCUCGGACAUGGUGCCACCCAGUUUUCUUCAGAAACAGCCAAAGCCACCGAAAAGAAAGAAACGUUCAAAGAGUUGCACACCAUGUGUAGAGCGAUGUAAGGAGCCGUGUGCGGAUAUUUGUAAGGAAACGAGUGAAGAUUGUGAAAAAGAAAAGGAUGGAAAUGAACAGCAAAAUCCUGAAGAAUUCGGGCAAGGUAAUGAUGCAGGAUAUGGAUAUGGAGCUCCUGCUGUAGGAUUUCAGGGAGUUCCAGGGGCUGGCUUUGGUUUUCAGCCGGGACAACCCACUAUUAUACCGUGUUAUGGAACCUACGGUCCGGCAGGAAAUGCCAUGAUUUUUGGAAUUCCGCCACCCACUCAAUAUGGAAACUUUGGAGUUCCCGGUCCCAUGGUUUUACCAGUAGCUCAGUCAUCUGCAGUGGGUCAGGGAGAUGCUCGUCGUCCACGAGGUCCUCCGGCGGCAGGUCUACCCACACAAUAUUCAUCAAAGUUUAAUCCCUGUACGGGAGAAGUUUACCAAUGUGGAAGUCAACAAAUGUCAGCUGGAAGACCAACAGAAAUGGUACAAGGUCCCUCCUAUAACCAGUUCUGUGAGGGUAUCGGCACGAAUUUAGGACCAAACAAUGGGUAUAAUUCAUUUAAUGGGCCGCUAUCAAUAGAUCAAAGGCAAGCCAUGCCAAACAAUGUUUUUGCCGGAGUUCCGCCAGUUUAUGGCCAGCAAAGUCAGGCCAUUAAUUUUGGACCCAACAAUCAGAGCUAUAAUUAUAAUGUCGGACAGAGAAGUCUAGAUUCCCGACAAGUACCCCAAUCUCAGCCAUCAACGGGACAGGUGCGUCAAGGUGGUGCCAGGUCAAAGUCCGUUGGUCCACCAUCCGAAUUUAGAGGAGCCCAAGCCCUUAAUCAGCAGCAUCCAGGAAUUCACUUUGGACCUAACAACCUAAAUAAUGCUCAUAGUCAGGGGAAGACGACAAUUGAUUUAAGAUCAACCGGGCAAGCUAAGUCAUCUGUGGUUCAUAAUGAUAACAGGUCAAAGUCCCAAAGACAACGAAGCGAGUCUAGGGGUCGUACAUCCGAUAAACCAUCCGAGUUCAGGGGAACUAAGGCUCCUAGUAAUGGCGGAGGAAGAUGUUUGGAUCCUAGAUCCGUUCCAAGAUCUAUGCCAAGUGGUGGUAAAUUGCGUCAAGGUGAUACUCGAACGCACGACUCAAGAAAAAGAAAUAAAUCGAUGGAAGCCCCUUUCAAUAGACAACCCCAAUCGAAUAUUGUUUAUACCCAAAAUAGUGUGGGCAUGGGUAUCGACCCAUCAAAUCAGUAUUAUCCUUACAACGAUUGUGCUCCAUUAAAUGCUACGUUUGUGCACCAGCUAAACUUAUCCAACGAACAGCCACGCCAAGACAAUGAAAGAGCAACUUUCGCGAAAACAAGAAAUAUGUCUAAAGAAAGACCGGAGAAAAGUAAAAAUUCGACGAAAUGUCAGUCAAGUAAGAAAGAAUCCCAAGGACCGUCUACUGAGCAACCCAUUAAAUGUUACUGCACGCGGUUCGAUUCCCACAAUCAAUAUUAUCCGUACUACAUCUCCGAAGAAUCAGAAUGCCCACCUCCUGAGAACGCGAGGCCGGCAAAAGAGAAGGCCCAGAAGGACUGCUCGGAGCUUCUCAGCCGCAUCACCGAGUCCUGUCCUCCGUGUGAUCUUCAAAAGUGGUGUCAACUCCUGAUGCCUAAGGCCAAGCGCAAAAAUCAGGUGAAACCGGCUGCCAAAAAGAAGAAAAAAUCGAAUGGGGCGUCGAAGUCGAAGUCGAAGGUCAUAGCCAACAUGAGUAAGCAGGUCUCGAAAGAGAUGAUCGGCGGUGUGUCGUACGCUCAAACGCCAAUCAACGCCGAGGAACCCGCAACUUCGGCAGGAGAUGCAGCACCAGGAUCUGAAGAGGCUAACUGCCCGGGCGGUUGCAAAAGUCCUUGUCCGACCGCUCCGCCGAAACCAGAAAUGAAGAACUGCGGCUGCUCUGCCAACCUGCCUGUAGAAACCGAAUCCCAGCCAGCUCCUUGUGACCCUUAUCCCGUAACCCCCGGCUGCACCGGCCGCUGUAACCCGUGUCCUUGGUCCUGGUACUACAAUCCCUGCAACGGCUGCUAUUACUACUGUGCGAACUGCUGCAAUGGCUGUUGUAAUUGCUGCAAUUGUUGCUGCAGUCCGUGUGGUCGCUGUGGCGGCAACGCCCCUCCUCCGCUGGAGAAGAUCCCUCCAAAACCGAAGCCAAAGGAAAGGCCGGACAAAACGACCAGCAGCAGGAGAAACUCCGCCGGAGCUUGUGUGAAUUUCGACAGUAUAUUGAGCGAUCCGGGCUUCUGUGGCCUUCCCCCUCCACCUGGUGUCCCAAUGCAGUCGGUUUCAACUCUGCCAGGAUACCGUCCAACUGCUCCGCCCCAUUUCAGCUCCCCCUACAGCGUACGGUGGGAGGCGGGCGCAGUGGACAUAAAUCGGUCCAAUCAGCGGGAUAACCGAAGUACUUCAAACAUCACCUGCAUGCGCCACGGAUAAAUACCAUCAUGUCUAAAUUUUACGUUGAAUAUUUUACAUUUUAAUAAUAAUAAAAGAGGCGAGUGCCUCGACUAACACA
Messenger RNA from Drosophila subpulchrella, 2913 nucleotides. RefSeq lists its product as uncharacterized. The transcript has 4 exons. Lineage: Eukaryota; Metazoa; Arthropoda; Insecta; Diptera; Drosophilidae. The coding region runs from base 159 to 2834 and encodes 891 amino acids. The record is from RefSeq and is a predicted model, not a curated record.